AUAAAUGCUCGACAAUUGACCAAGUAUGAACAAUCCCAUGGAGAGAGAACUGGAAAGCCGCCGACCACGAAACCAACAACAGUCAAAACAAGGCAUGUCGUUUGUGUCGAAGGUGUUCUUUGGCUUUGACAUUUUUCAAGUUGUGAUGGUGGUAGUCUUCCAAAGUUUGAUGAUCGCUCUUGGGAACUAUAAUGCCUACAACAGCCCAGAGGUAAAUAUAGUGUUAUACCGGUCAGGAAAGGAUCCUGGUGUGGGUCCAGGUCGAAGGAUCUAUAUGAGUCUGUUCAUGGGUGCAGUGGUGUACACUUGUUUUCUUUGCCUCUUUGCUGUAAAACAGCAAAACUUCAUGGAGAUCUUGGCAUUCCUACUUCAAAACUUUGGAUUUGUCACAUAUGGCUUGAUUCAAGUUUAUCAUGUUGGAUUUAAAAAAAUUGAGUUUCCUGGAAGAAAUGCAACAAUGCCACGUGAUGCCCAGUUAUUGCCUAUUGCUCUGACAAAUUCACUGAUGCUGUUUCUGCUAAAUGCUGUCUUUAUGUACCUCUCUUGGAAACUUUACUCAGAGUUUGGAUGGAAGAUCUACAAGCGUGUCAGAUUUAACAUGAGACUUAGAAGUGUUUAUCAUUGGUACCAGUUACUGUCUUGUCUGUUAAAAAUGGAGAUUCUCUACUGGUGCAUGUAUGCACUUUGCAACAGUCUUGUGCUGCUCCAGGGAACAGGAACUGUUUCAUAUUAUGUAAACCUAGUGUUUGUACCUUUCUCUAUACCUUACACAGCACUGGGAAUCUGUGCGACAAAAAGUGAAAUCAAAACUCUCAUGUUGGCUUUCCUCGCCAUAACAUUAGGAGCAGUAGGAUUCUUUAUUUUCAAGCUAUAUGGGUUCAUUACAGAUACGUGUAUGGGCUGUAAAGAAUUUCACACUACUGGAAAGGAUAUCCAUAUCGAGGCAAUUCUGCACUUUGUUUAUUUAGGUUCCUUGAACUUGUUUCUACUGGUCGCUAUACUCGGCGUGGGGUACAAGGUCUUUCGAAAUUUUGGGCUUGGCCUUGAAGAACAUUUCACUCCAAAAGAAACGGGUCGCAACCGUACAGCCACUGACCUGGAUCUACGCAGGCUCAGCCAUUACAUCGAGGAGAGUGUAUUCUCAGUGACGUCAAUAACGUCUAACGAGAGCGAUAAUUACGACGAGCUUGGGGAAUCCUUCAACAGGGAAGACCUGAGGUCGAUAUCGUCGGGUACCCCCCUUGUGCAGGAUUUACUUACUGUUGAGGUUAAGUGUAACUUGUCUAACAGUCUACCCAAUCUAACCACGCCCAAGUCAUCUCGUCCAGCCUCGUGCCCAGCCUUCAAAGACAGAGACGUGAAGGAAUUGGACGAAUUGCUUUGUCAGAACAGCGGCAUUAGCGUCGCAUUGACUAUACAUUCGGGCAAACUACUCUCAAUAGCUGAGGAUGGUAAAACAGUCUCGAAUGAAUCUGCCGCGUGCAAAUUAAAAACAGAUGCACCAGUUUCACAGCAUGUCCCUGUACACCCUAAAGUACAGUCUCAUUCUAGACAUCAAACAAAUAGUAACAAAACAGAGCCAUCUCAGCGUACGGAUGAUUCACGUGCUAACUUUGCCGCUGCCACCACAAAAAUCAACCCACUUACUAGUUCUUCGGCCGGAGAUGACUAUGUGUUUAGGGUUUCGGACCAGAGAGACUCGGGGUGUGUAGACUGUUCAAACGAGCUUCCAGAUAGUAUGUGUAAAACCUUUGCUAAGGUUAGAUCCAAAUGGGAGCUUAAGAUACCUCGGGAGGAGUCAGGGAAGUCUGCAGCCGGCUUGGAUGGCCGGAAUUUAGGAAAUAAUAGUUGAAUAACGAAAUGAGCGAGCAAAGAAUGCAGCGCGAUAUUUUGCUUUUUAUUAUUUUAGGUAGUUUUAUAGUUCAAAAUUUAAUCAUUUUGGAUUUAGUCGAGGUAAUUUUAUAUUUAUGUUUUAUAAUAAAAAGAAUCGAAAGGAGAAUUUA
Nematostella vectensis (starlet sea anemone) is the source of this 2003-nucleotide messenger RNA. RefSeq lists its product as uncharacterized. Gene Ontology annotation, cellular component: Golgi apparatus. The record is from RefSeq and is a predicted model, not a curated record. Bases 26 to 1852 code for a protein of 608 amino acids. NCBI's taxonomy places the organism in Eukaryota, Metazoa, Cnidaria, Anthozoa, Actiniaria, Edwardsiidae. The transcript is spliced from 13 exons.